Molecule: messenger RNA, 1407 nt
Organism: Raphanus sativus (radish)
Lineage: Eukaryota; Viridiplantae; Streptophyta; Magnoliopsida; Brassicales; Brassicaceae
Product: PTI1-like tyrosine-protein kinase At3g15890
Exons: 4
Coding region: 203-1249 (348 amino acids)
Biological process (GO): protein phosphorylation
Cellular component (GO): plasma membrane
Molecular function (GO): protein kinase activity; ATP binding
Source: RefSeq, a predicted model, not a curated record
GUAAGCGUGCAAAAAUAAAUAAAAGAAUUAACAAAAUAAAUAGUCAUUCUUUCUCUCAGAUUAGAGCUUAACUCAAAGAAUAGUUCUCUGUUUUGCUGUUGCCUUCUCCCCCAAAAGCGUCACCUUUUGAUUUAACCCUUUAGAACAGAGGAAGCUCAAUUUCUGUUUUUAUUUUUGUUUUUGUUUUGGGUUUGUUCUGAAGAUGCAACUAUUUACUAGCUGUUGUGGAAAAGGAUUUGAAGGGAAAAAGAAAGGGGAAACAGAGCCAUCUCGGAAGAUAUUCUCAUUGACAGAGCUUCACUCAGCCACAAACAGUUUCAACUACGACAACAAACUCGGCGAAGGUCGCUUCGGCAGUGUGUAUUGGGGUCAGCUCUCUGAUGGUUCACAGGUUGCAGUCAAGAGACUCAACGCAUGGACUAACACCGAAGAGAUAGACUUCGCCGUCCAAGUCGAGAUUCUCUCCCGUAUCCGUCACAAGAACUUGCUGAGCGUUCGUGGCUACUGCGAUGAAGGACAGGAACGUCUUCUUGUUUAUGAUUACAUGCCGAACUUGAGCCUUGUCUCGAAUCUUCACGGCCAGCAGUAUUCGGGAGAGUACUCUCUAGAUUCCACCGCUCGGAUAAAGAUCGCCAUAAGAUCCGCUCAAGCCCUUGCCUACCUACACAACCAUGCAACUCCACAUGUACUCCAUGGAGAUGUCAGAGCUAGCAACGUGUUGCUAGACUCUGAGUUUGAACCUCGUGUUAUGGAUUUUGGAUACGGUAAACUGAUGCCAGAAGAAGACGAAGAGGGAGCUACUAAAGCAAGAAGUAACAAUGGGUAUCUCUCACCAGAAUGUGUUGCAUCAGGGAAAGAAACAGAAGCAGGGGACGUGUACAGUUUCGGUAUCUUAUUACUGGAGCUGGUCACUGGCAAGAGACCUAUUGAGAGACUAAACGCGACAACAAAGCGCGGUAUAACCGAGUGGGUGUUACCACUAGUUUACGAGGGAAAGUUUAGUGAAAUAGUGGAUCAGAAGCUGAAGGAAGAGAAGGUGGAAGAGAAGCUGAAGAAGUUUGUCUUGGUAGGGGUCAUGUGUGCUCAGACAGAUCCGGAGAAGAGACCAACAAUGUCUCAAGUGGUGGAGAUGCUAAUGAAUGAAUCAAAGGAGAAACCGUCUGAACUUGAAGCCAAUCCUCUCUUCAAGAAUCCAUAUAGAGAGGUUGCAGAUGAAAGCUCAGAUGUGAUCUCAGAAGAACAACAAUAGGGAUUUUUUUUAGGCACAUAAUCUUCUGUUCAUAUUGGUUAGCUUCUGAGGUUAUUGUUUAUUCUUUUGUGUGUGUUUCUUUGUUUGUAAACAUUGGUUUUGAUUUGAUUGGAUGUUUGUAAGGUGUGGUAUUGGCAUAUAAAGAAGAAGUUGUGAUA